This is a messenger RNA of Canariomyces notabilis, 2706 nucleotides long. RefSeq names its product choline/Carnitine O-acyltransferase. NCBI's taxonomy places the organism in Eukaryota, Fungi, Ascomycota, Sordariomycetes, Sordariales, Chaetomiaceae. Bases 1 to 2706 code for a protein of 901 amino acids. Gene Ontology annotation, cellular component: mitochondrion. Gene Ontology annotation, molecular function: carnitine O-acetyltransferase activity. The record is from RefSeq and is a predicted model, not a curated record. The transcript is spliced from 3 exons. Gene Ontology annotation, biological process: carnitine metabolic process.
AUGCCUACACAAGUUCGCAUCUUCACAUCGCCGAGGUCUCUUGGUGAGACGCUCGACAGCCCCGUGCAGCCGCCCACCGUUCCCCGCUCUGUGCCUGAGUAUCCCGAGAUUCCCAGGCCAACAGUCAGCCCGGUUGUGAAGACUCGGCAUUACACCAUGUCCACUUAUCAGGACGACAAGCCCAAAGGGGGCGUCACAUACGCCCACCAGGACCAGCUACCCAAGUUGCCUAUCCCCGACCUUGAGGCCACUUGCAAGAAAUACCUCGACUCUCUCAGGCCGCUCCAGUCCGCCAGGGAGCACGCAGAAACGAAACACGCAGUGCAAGAGUUCUUGCGGGGAGAGGGACCAGAGUUGAACGAGAAGCUAAAGAAGUAUGCCGAAGCGCGCACUAGCUAUAUCGAACAAUUUUGGUACGAUUCGUAUCUCAACUUUGAUAAUCCCGUCGUCCUCAACCUGAACCCCUUCUUCCUGCUUGAGGACGACCCCACACCCGCCCGGAACAACCAAGUGACGCGGGCCGCGUCCCUGGUGGUGUCGGCCCUGGAGUUUGUCAGAGCCGUCCGCAAAGAAGAGUUGCCUCCUGACACCGUCAAGGGGACGCCUCUUUGCAUGUACCAGUACUCGCGCUUGUUUGGAACCGCUCGUGUGCCAACCGAUGCUGGCUGCCAGAUUGAGCAGGAUCCCGAUUCCAAGCACAUAAUCGUCAUGUGCCAUGGACAGUUUUACUGGUUCGACGUCCUGGACGAUAACUCGGACUUGAUCAUGUCGGAAAAGGACAUCGCCAUCAACCUGCAGACCAUCAUUGAUGAUGCCGCGCAAACUCCUAUCCAGGAAGCAGCAAAAGGUGCAUUGGGCGUUCUCAGCACCGAGAACAGGAAGGUCUGGUCUGGGUUGAGGGAUGUCUUGACAAGGAAGCCGGGGUCGAACAACGCCGACUGCCUGGGGAUCGUCGAUACCGCCCUUUUUGUGGUCUGCUUGGACUAUACAGAGCCCACGACUGCAGCAGCGCUCUGCCAGAACAUGCUCUGCGGCACGAGUGUGAUUGAAAAGGGCGUGCAGAUUGGCACAUGCACAAAUCGAUGGUACGACAAGCUACAGAUCAUCGUUUGUAAGAACGGCAGCGCUGGGAUCAACUUUGAGCACACGGGCGUCGAUGGCCAUACAGUGCUGCGCUUUGCGAGCGACGUCUACACCGAUACCAUCCUGCGGUUCGCGAGGACAAUAAAUGGCAAAGCGCCGACGCUGUGGGCUUCUACCAGCCCGGAUCCGUGCAAACGCGAUCCCGACAGUUUUGGCGACGUUCAAACGAGCCCGCACAAGCUCGAAUGGGACAUGACUCCGGAGCUCAGGAUUGCUGUGCGCUUCGCCGAGACCAGGUUAGCAGACUUGAUCGAGCAGAACGAGUUUGAAUGCCUCGACUUUAGCGCGUACGGGAAGAACUUUAUCACGUCGAUGGGCUUCUCCCCAGACGCCUUUGUGCAGAUGGCUUUCCAAGCAGCCUACUAUGGCCUGUAUGGCAGGGUUGAGUGCACCUACGAACCCGCCAUGACCAAAAUGUAUCUGCACGGGCGGACCGAGGCGAUUCGCACCGUAUCAGACGAGUCCGUCAACUUUGUCCAGACCUUCUGGGCAGACAAUCCAGCCGAACAAAAGAUUGAAGCGCUCCGUAAGGCCUGCGAGCGCCACGUCACUACCACCAAGGAAUGCGCCAAAGCCCAGGGGUGCGACAGGCACCUCUACGCCCUGUUUUGCCUCUGGCAGCGGACCGUGGACGAGGACCUGGGCUACGCCGUGAGCAGCACGAGCAGCGAUGGCUACUCGAGCCCCGUCGAGGGCAUGUCGGACCGCGGCGGCUCUUCGUUGGUUGGCAGCCCCGGCAGGGACGAAGACCAGCCCGCCUAUGUGCUAGACGGCGAGCGCCGCAGGUCUCCCCUCCCCGCCAUCCGAAGCCGCGAGCGCGGCGACAGCACCACCUCGCGCAGCAGUCGCGGCGGCCGGGGCGCCGCCGACAGCACCGCCAACGGAAACGGCCACCACCUGCCCUUGAUCUUUGCCGACCCAGGCUGGGACAAGCUCAACACCACCAUCCUCUCAACAUCCAACUGCGGCAACCCCUCGCUGAGGCAGUUUGGUUUCGGCCCUGUGUCGGGCGACGGCUUUGGCAUCGGCUACAUUAUCAAGGACGAGGGCAUCUCGAUCUGCGUCUCGUCCCGGCACAGGCAGACGAGGCGCUUCGUCGACACGCUCGAGAGCUACCUGUUGGAAAUCAGGAGGAUCCUAAGAAUUGCCGGGGGCAGCAGGAAUGCCAUGGCCGUCAGGCAGACUAGGGCAAGGGAGCUCGACUCGAUCAGGGUCGCUGGCAGCGGCGGCAAUGCCAACGGUAAUGCGGCCAACGGGGUUGCGGCUAACAAGGCCGGGAGCAGAGCCAAGUUGCGCGGGCGCCUGAUCACGGGCGGGCUAAAUGAGGGCUCGGGCCUUACGAGGCAGAAGAGUAGUCUGUCGAGUCCGACUGAUGAGAGUCUGCUUAUGAGUGAGGAUGAUGAGUUGGGAGGGUAUGGCUUUUUUGACGCCGGCAUGCUGUUGCAGGCCCUCAAAGCUCGGGGCGACAACUACGAUAACGGCGAGACCAAGCCGUCGGAACGGGCGGUGACGCAAGCUAGGCGGCGGGAGGUGGGCAAGAAGUUGAGGUUGAUUGACUACUGA